CUGCUCCAACCAUCCGGGCCAAGAGGCCUCCCAAUCAGACCUGGACGGCUCCAGCUGUGUCCUGAGGCGCUGGACCAGCCACAUCCCCUGGGGCUGGAGUUAAAGCAGAACCAAGUGGCCAUCCCGGCGUUAGACCAUCGGUUCCUGGCUCCCGGAGCGGUCAGAGCCAGCGAGUGGGCAGGCAGCUUUUGCUCACAGGCCCCAGUGCCCAGGGGCGCUGGCUCUCCGCAGGGCGGAAUGGCGCUGCAAGUGGAGCUGGUACCCACCGGGGAGAUCAUCCGCGUGGUUCAUCCCCACAGGCCCUGCAAGCUUGCCCUGGGCAGUGACGGGGUUCGGGUGACCAUGGAGAGUGCGCUGACCGCCCGUGACCGGGUGGGGGUGCAGGAUUUCGUGCUGCUGGAGAACUUCACCAGCGAGGCCGCCUUCAUCGAGAACCUGCGGCGGCGGUUUCGGGAGAACCUCAUCUACACCUACAUUGGCCCCGUCCUGGUCUCUGUCAACCCCUACCGGGACCUGCAGAUCUACAGCCGGCAGCAUAUGGAGCGUUACCGCGGCGUCAGUUUCUAUGAAGUCCCCCCUCACCUGUUUGCCGUGGCUGACACUGUGUACCGAGCACUGCGUACGGAGCGUCGGGACCAGGCCGUGAUGAUCUCUGGGGAGAGCGGGGCAGGCAAGACGGAGGCCACCAAGAGGCUGCUACAGUUCUAUGCGGAGACCUGCCCAGCCCCCGAGCGCGGAGGUGCUGUUCGGGACCGGCUGCUGCAGAGCAACCCGGUGCUGGAGGCCUUUGGAAAUGCCAAGACCCUCCGGAACGAUAACUCCAGCAGGUUCGGGAAGUACAUGGAUGUGCAGUUUGACUUCAAGGGUGCCCCCGUGGGUGGCCAUAUCCUCAGUUACCUCCUGGAAAAGUCACGAGUGGUGCACCAGAAUCACGGGGAGCGGAACUUCCAUGUCUUCUACCAGCUGCUGGAGGGGGGCGAGGAGGAGACUCUUCGCAGGCUGGGCUUGGAACGGAGCCCCCAGAGCUACCUGUACCUGGUGAAGGGCCAGUGUGCCAAAGUCUCUUCCAUCAACGACAAGAGUGACUGGAAGGUCGUCAGGAAGGCUCUGACAGUCAUUGAUUUCACCGAGGAUGAAGUGGAGGACCUGCUGAGUAUCGUGGCCAGCGUCCUUCAUUUGGGCAACAUCCACUUUGCUGCCGACGAGGAGAGCAAUGCCCAGGUCACCACCGAGAACCAGCUCAAGUAUCUGACCAGGCUCCUUUGCGUGGAAGGCUCGACACUGCGAGAAGCCCUGACACACAGGAAGAUCAUCGCCAAGGGGGAGGAGCUCCUGAGCCCGCUGAACCUGGAGCAGGCCGCCUACGCGCGAGACGCCCUCGCCAAGGCUGUGUACAGCCGCACUUUUACCUGGCUCGUCGGGAAGAUCAACAGGUCGCUGGCCUCCAAGGAUGCGGAGAGCCCCAGCUGGCGGAGCACCACGGUUCUCGGGCUCCUGGAUAUUUAUGGCUUUGAAGUGUUUCAGCAUAACAGCUUUGAGCAGUUCUGCAUCAAUUACUGCAACGAGAAGCUGCAGCAGCUCUUCAUCGAGCUCACGCUCAAGUCGGAGCAGGAGGAGUACGAGGCGGAGGGCAUCGCGUGGGAGCCCGUCCAGUAUUUCAACAACAAAAUCAUCUGUGAUCUGGUAGAGGAGAAGUUUAAGGGCAUCAUCUCGAUUCUGGAUGAGGAGUGUCUGCGCCCCGGGGAGGCCACGGAUCUGACCUUCCUGGAGAAGCUGGAGGAUACUGUCAAGCACCAUCCACACUUCCUGACGCACAAGCUGGCUGACCAGCGGACCAGGAAAUCUCUGGGCCGAGGGGAAUUCCGCCUUCUGCACUAUGCUGGGGAGGUGACCUACAGCGUGACCGGAUUUCUGGACAAAAACAAUGACCUUCUCUUCCGGAACCUUAAGGAGACCAUGUGUAGCUCGAAGAAUCCCAUUAUGAGCCAGUGCUUCGACCGGAGCGAGCUCAGUGACAAGAAGCGGCCAGAGACGGUCGCCACCCAGUUCAAGAUGAGCCUCCUGCAGCUGGUGGAGAUCCUGCAGUCUAAGGAGCCCGCCUACGUCCGCUGCAUCAAGCCGAAUGAUGCCAAACAGCCUGGCCGCUUUGACGAGGUGCUGAUCCGGCACCAGGUGAAGUACCUGGGGCUGAUGGAGAACCUGCGCGUGCGCAGAGCCGGCUUUGCCUAUCGCCGCAAAUAUGAAGCUUUCCUGCAAAGGUACAAGUCACUGUGCCCAGAGACGUGGCCCACAUGGGCAGGACGGCCGCAGGAUGGGGUGGCUGUGCUGGUCCGACACCUGGGCUACAAGCCAGAAGAGUACAAGAUGGGCAGGACCAAGAUCUUCAUCCGCUUCCCCAAGACCCUGUUUGCCACAGAGGAUGCCCUGGAGGUCCGGCGGCAGAGCCUGGCCACAAAGAUCCAAGCUGCCUGGAGGGGCUUUCACUGGCGGCAGAAAUUUCUCCGGGUGAAGAGAUCAGCCAUCUGCAUCCAGUCGUGGUGGCGUGGAACGCUGGGCCGCAGGAAGGCAGCCAAGAGGAAGUGGGCGGCGCAGACCAUCCGGCGGCUCAUCCGAGGCUUCAUCCUGCGCCACGUCCCCCGCUGCCCCGAGAAUGCCUUCUUCCUGGACCAUGUGCGCACCUCUUUUUUGCUAAACCUGCGGCGGCAGCUGCCCCGGAAUGUCCUGGACACCUCCUGGCCCACGCCCCCACCUGCCCUGCGUGAGGCCUCAGAGCUUCUGCGGGAGUUGUGCAUAAAGAACAUGGUGUGGAAAUACUGCCGGAGUAUCAGCCCUGAGUGGAAGCAGCAGCUGCAGCAGAAGGCCGUGGCUAGUGAGAUCUUUAAGGGCAAGAAGGAUAAUUACCCUCAGAGUGUGCCCAGGCUCUUCAUCAGCACUCGGCUUGGUGCAGAUGAGAUCAGCCCCCGAGUGCUGCAGGCCUUGGGCUCUGAGCCCAUUCAGUAUGCUGUGCCUGUCGUGAAAUACGACCGCAAGGGCUACAAGCCUCGCUCUCGGCAGCUGCUGCUCACGCCCAGCGCCGUGGUCAUCGUGGAGGACGCCAAAGUCAAGCAGAGGAUUGAUUACACCAACCUGACCGGAAUCUCUGUCAGCAGCCUGAGCGACAGUCUUUUUGUGCUUCAUGUACAGCGUGAGGACAAUAAGCAAAAGGGAGAUGUGGUGCUGCAGAGUGACCACGUGAUUGAGACACUGACCAAGACAGCCCUCAGUGCCGACCGCGUGAACAACAUCAACAUCAACCAGGGCAGCAUCACGUUUGCAGGGGGCCCCGGCAGGGAUGGCACCAUUGACUUCACCCCCGGCUCGGAGCUGCUUAUCACCAAGGCCAAGAACGGGCACCUGGCUGUGGUCGCCCCACGGCUGAAUUCUCGGUGAUAAAGGCGCCCGCUGGACCCUCCCAACUCCCAACGCUUUGCUUUUCUCCUCCUCCCCCUCCCAGUUACCAAAGACUCGAGCUUCCAGACAGGGACCCAGGGAUACCCAGAAGCUCACCUGCAGUCCCCCACCUCCUGCUCGUCCCUUUCUUGAGGGAGCAGCAGGGGCCAGGAGCUGCCCCAGGAGUGGGCCAGGCCGGGCCACAGCAAUAGGAAAGCCAGGGCCAGAGCAAGCCAUGCCAGCCCUACUGCCGAUGCCAAAUAUUUGAGAGAAGGGAACUUUUGCUGAGGUUUUCUCUGAGGUUUUUUUGAUGCUUUAUAGGAAACUAUUUUUUAAAAAAAGCCAUUUCCCACCCAAGGACACACUGGAUGUGUUUUCCCUGACUCCAGCGGGGAAAGGAAUGUAGCCGAGAGGUUGUGUGGGCUGGGCUCUGGUGCCCUCUUCCCUGGCCCGGCCACCUCUCCUCCUGAUUCCCUUGGCACCUUGUCUGUCUGUCUGCCUGCCUGUCUCCCUGCCUGCCCAUCUGCACCUGUUGCAGCCCACUCUGACUUCCAUCUGGGGGCUGAGACCACCCUUGCCUGCCCCCUUCUUUCUGCCUUAAGAAUGUCCUUUUAGGCUGGGCACGGUGGCUCACACCUGUAACCCCAGCACUUUGGGAGGCCGAGGUGGGCAGAUCACCUGAGGUCAGGAUUUCGAGACCAACCUGACCUACAUGGAGAAACUCUGCCUCUAGUAAAAAUGUAAAAUUAGCCGGGCAUGGUGGUGCACGUCUGUAAUCCCAGCGACUCGGGAGGCUGAGGCAGGAGAAUCGCUUGAACGCGGGAAGUGGAGGUUGCAGUGAGCCAAGAUUACACCAUUGCAUUCCAGCCUGGGCAACAGAGUGAGACUCCUUCUUAAAAAGAAUGCCCUUUUACUGUCCUCAUCAUCCCAGUUUGAGGCCAUGCUGGAGUGGGGAAGGCCAUCUUAGACCAUAGAGGUUGGAAGACGCUGAGAGUUCAUCCAGCCCAGCCCCUUGAUGUUACAGAGCAGAAGACAGACGCCCAAACAGGAGAAGGCACUUGCCCACGGUCAUACGGCAGGUUGCCACAAAACCAAGACGGCAGCCCUUCCUCAGCAUGCCUCACUGCCAUUCCCAGAGACAGGGAGCCCCAUGAAACCCAGUUCAUGUCUUAAGAGUAGAUCUGGCUCCUUGACCAGCAGUCAGCCCUGGGAGCCGCCAGGUGGGAAGCGCCUCUGCCUGAGUGCAGGCCUUGGGAUGACAGACAGCAACUUGCCCACACACUCGGGCCCACUCAAGGAUGUAGGGCCUUUUCUGGCCCCUGACCCCUCCCUGGCAUGGGAGCGUCGGGAAGGGGCUGGCCUUGGGAGGAGCGGCAGGGGCAUCACCUCUUUCUGCUGCUUCUCCCCGCUCUUACCCUCGAGGGCCUGGGGGCUGCCCAGCUGCCUCUAUGCCCUUCUGGGGGUCUCAGCCCACUGCUGACACUUCUGCAAUCCAGAGAAACACUAAAUAAAGCAAUACAUGUUUGCCAA
Nomascus leucogenys (northern white-cheeked gibbon) is the source of this 4959-nucleotide messenger RNA. It is a transcript of the gene MYO1C, whose product is annotated as myosin IC. Gene Ontology annotation, cellular component: plasma membrane; vesicle; microvillus. The record is from RefSeq and is a predicted model, not a curated record. Gene Ontology annotation, molecular function: actin filament binding; ATP binding; microfilament motor activity. Gene Ontology annotation, biological process: vesicle transport along actin filament; actin filament organization. NCBI's taxonomy places the organism in Eukaryota, Metazoa, Chordata, Mammalia, Primates, Hylobatidae.